AUGGUUCAGAAGAAUGUGAGCUUCCAUGUGGCCCGUCUGAAGCGUGCCAGGCCGCCGCCACGGCUGCUGGGAUCACUGGUGCCCCGGGCGAUCCCGCUCUGGCGCGACGGCGUCACACUCGACGUCGCUCUUUCCCUCUUUGUGAGGCCGAUCAAGGGCAACGUCGCUCACCUGUACGCCCGCGCUCCAUCACUGCCGCAGGAGGCGGCCGAGGGGGGGCUGCUUAAAAAGAAGCACGCCUGGGAGCGGCUCAAGGUUGGCAAGACGUGGCGCGAAGGAGAUGGCGAAGAUGGCGACGAGGGUGACGAGGGAGAGACGUACUACGAUGGGGAGCAGGACACGCCAGAAGUUCGGCUCCAGAAGCGAAGAGAAAAACUCAGCCGGACCGUGGUGCCGACACUGCUGCUCGUGUCCAAGAAGAACGUGCACAAGAGCGCAGUCUACCGCAACCGCUGUCGGACGAGAUUCAACGCUGCUUUUCGGACGGCGCUAGAGGGCAAGACAUUCCAGUCGGGCGAUGGACUGACUCAAGGCCAUGCGUACAUCUUUUCAAUCCGGAAAGAAGUUCAUGAUGCGCCCAUGCUGACCAUCGUUGAGGAGGUGACCCGAGCGCUGCAGGCCAUAAAGAGGAGGUUGUGUUCGUCGUGAACGGUCGUGGGGACCCUGUAACAACACUGCACAUUUGUGACAUUAGUCAAUGGCCAUUAUUCGGGUGACGAGGAAAU
Messenger RNA from Acaromyces ingoldii, 725 nucleotides. RefSeq lists its product as hypothetical. Gene Ontology annotation, biological process: tRNA processing. NCBI's taxonomy places the organism in Eukaryota, Fungi, Basidiomycota, Exobasidiomycetes, Exobasidiales, Cryptobasidiaceae. The transcript is spliced from 3 exons. The record is from RefSeq and is a predicted model, not a curated record. Gene Ontology annotation, molecular function: tRNA binding; ribonuclease P activity. The coding region runs from base 1 to 648 and encodes 215 amino acids.